UGUAUGCACAGCACCCAGGGCCACACAACUCACUGAGGAGCGCCCAGCCUUUCUGAAGCCCCAGCAACCGCUUUAACACCUACCAAAAUGCCUAAAAGUGUUUCAAUAUCUAAACAACUGGCUUCAAUAAAAGCUUUGAAGAAAGGCUCAGAUCUCGAAAAAGCCAUUGCUACUGUCGCUCUGAUUUUCAGAAACUCUUCCGACCCUGAUGGUAAACUUGGGAAAGCCACUGCCAAGAAUCUGCUACAAACCCAAUUUAGGAAUUUCACAGAGGGAGAAGAAAGCAAGCCAAAGUACCAAGACAUCCUUUCUGAGCUGGAUGAACACGCAGAAAACAAGCUGGAUUUCGAGGACUUCGUGAUCCUGCUCCUGAGCCUUGCCAUCGUGUCGGAUCUGCUACAAAAUAUAUUGAGUGUGAAAAUUACAAAAUGAACAACUGUAAAUAUGUGAAUGGACAAAGUAAUCACAAAAGCAAGUGCCACAUGACAAGAUGUUCCUUUCAGAUAUGUAAUGAAUGUGGGAUGAUUCACACUGGUGACAUUCACUCAGUGUAACUCCAAACAUUUCAACACUUCUUAGAAAUGCCCAAAUAAUAUAAUUUUCAACAUGAUAAGUUAAUUGAUUGCCAUUUUUGAUGAGUGAGUAGUAACUUAGAGAUUUUUUUGUACUGAAUGUAGAAUCAUUCAUUCAUUGAUCAUACAAUGGUAUUUGUGAGCAUUUACUUAGUAACAUUGUUAAAAAUACAGUAACAAAUGGCCAGAUAACCUCUUCCCUUGCUCAUGUUUACAUAAUUCCAGAAGAACUAGAUAUACAACAAUAAUUUGUGUGUGUGUGUGUGUGUGUGUGUUUGUGUGUGUACUUGUGUGAAGGCAACUGUACAUAUACAUAUGGAAAUCAGAAGCCACUCUCCAAUGAUGUUCCCCAAGUGCUGUCUACCUUGAUUUUUUAGCUUUCGCUGGCCUGGGGCUCACUGGGAGGCUCGACUUGGCUGGCUGUUCAGUGAUUCCCCAGUGCUGAGAUUCCCCACCACCUUGGCUUUUGUAGGUGGGUCCAGGGAUCAAACUCAGACCUCAUGCUUGUCUGGCUAGUGCUUCACCAAUGAACCAUUUUCCCAGCUCUGAACAACUAGUUAAUUGGUUUAAAACACAUGAUAAUUAUAAAUAAGGUAAGGCUUACACAAUGCUAGCAGAGUUUAUUACGAGAUCUAUCUUCAAAGAUCAGACCCUUCCUGAUCUAUAAAAGAAAAAAAAAAUCAGACCUUCCUGACCUAUAAGAAAAAAAGAAAUGCUGAGUGGUUCCCAGGAUCUGAGUUAGAACUGAGACUGUUUACAAACAGACACAUGGGAGAUUUUAAAUGGAAGGCAGCAGCCCCUAUCUUGCUGGUGGUGGUGGUAGUUAUAUGAAUGAAUAAAUGCAUUUGUCAAACUCUUAAAACUUUACACUAAAGUGGAUGAAGUACAUUGUAUGAGAUUGUGAAUUAUGGCUAAAUAAACAUGACUUGCAAAAACCUA
Peromyscus maniculatus bairdii (prairie deer mouse) is the source of this 1511-nucleotide messenger RNA. RefSeq names its product sentan, cilia apical structure protein (gene Sntn). The record is from RefSeq and is a predicted model, not a curated record. Gene Ontology annotation, molecular function: calcium-dependent protein binding; transition metal ion binding; calcium ion binding. Lineage: Eukaryota; Metazoa; Chordata; Mammalia; Rodentia; Cricetidae.